UUACCGCAAAAAAAUAGUUUAAUAUCUCCGUGUCGUUUGAUUCGAUCGCCAGUCUCAGCCCCCGUCUAUGUGCCCAUGUGCCUGUGCCUCUGCAUCUGCAUCUGAGUCUGAGUCCCUGCAUCUGUGUCUGUGCCAGUGCCAGUGCCGUGACAGUGCUUCUGUGUGCGUUUUCGUGUGUGCUUGUGUGUGUGUGCCGGUGGCUUAACCAAAAUUACCACAAUUAGAAAGCCCGAAAUCGAAAAAGUCUGGCCCGAAAUUUAAUCAUUUUUUUGAAGUGCUUGUGGUGUAAUCAUAACAAAGAAAGUCAGAUUCAAAUCCUCAAAGAUCCAACUCGAUUUGGUGUGCUGGGAGUUACUAUAAACAAACUUACAUAACUGGAGUAAAAAUUGACCAAAUGAGCUGACAAUGAUCGGAUUGAAAGCGUCGACUCUUUGAGGCAGGCAUUGAAAUCAAACCGAAAACCCACGAAACCCGCCGGCAACUGAAUCCACUGAAUACUGGCAGCCAAAGAGAGGCCCUGAAAUACCUUCUGCCCAGCUAGCAGCUGCAAUAAUGCACAUUUCUGCUGAGGUCAGUUCGACCACCUCAAAUCAAAUACAGCAACAGCAGCAGCACCAGCAGCAGCAACACCAACAGCAGCAACAGCAACACCAGCAGCAGCAACAUCAGUCGUUGCAGCAACACCAACACCAGCAGCAGCAGCAACAACAACAGACAGCUACAACGACCACAACGAAGCGGCGAAAUGCUGAGUCUUCCUCCAACAACAACAACAAUACAAGCACCACCAAUAACAACAAUAGCAGCAGCAACAACAAUAACAACAACAACAACACCAGCACCACCAACAAUAAUAACAAUAAUAAUAAUGUUAAAACAAAGCCCGUGGACACGAGUCCUUACUUGACCCCCGAGAAUCUCAUCGAGCGCACCGUCGACGUCCUGCUCGCCGAACAUCCUGGCGAGCUGGUCAAGACGGGGUCACCGCAUGUGGUCUGCACCACAUUGCCCACACACUGGCGCUCGAAUAAAACCCUACCGAUCGCCUUCAAGGUCCUGGCCUUGGGCGAGGUCAUGGAUGGCACCAUAGUCACCAUCAGAGCCGGAAACGAUGAGAACUUCUGCGGGGAACUGAGGAACUGUACGGCCGUGAUGAAGAAUCAGGUGGCCAAGUUCAACGAUCUGCGGUUUGUGGGCCGGAGCGGAAGGGGCAAAAGCUUCACUUUGACAAUUGUCAUCUCGACGAAUCCCAUCCAAAUAGCCACAUACACGAAGGCCAUUAAGGUGACCGUGGAUGGGCCAAGGGAGCCCAGAUCCAAGGUGCGACACCAGGGAUUCCAUCCGUUCGCCUUUGGGCCACAACGUUUUGGACCGGAUCCACUUAUGGCCGGAUUGCCCUUCAAGUUGCCAGGAUUUGCCCAUCAUCUCGUAGGAAUGCACAGCCACCUGCAUGCGCCCGAUUGGCGUGCUCAUAUGGCCUUGGGCGGUCGCCCGGCCGCCUUUCCCGCCGCCCCCUUUUUCACCCACCAUGCGGCGGCCUUUCCCAACGCCAGUGGCCUGCGUGGUCUGAGUGGGGACAACCAGCAGCACCAGCAACAGCAAUUGGCCACCGUGGGUGCGGCUCAUAGCACCACCAGUCCGGAGGGAUCCCCGACCACCACCACCACCAGUGGUACUCAGUUGAGCGCCUUUGUCCAGCCGCCGAUGACGUCAUCGCCUCCGCCGGUGACCAGUCUGCAGCACGACAAUAACAAUAACAACAACAACAACAGUAGCAGUCACAUUGAUGCGGGUUUCGAGAGCGAUAGCAUUUCCGUGACGGGAUCACCGAGGAAAAGUCUGGGAUCUCCAUUGACCCACGACGAGGAGGAGGCGGAAGCGGAGGCAGAAGCAGAGGAGACGGAAGUGGUCGGAUUGAAUCUAAACAAUGGCGGAGUUCCCGGCUCCCUGCACAGCGAAAGUUCCCCCGGUUCGGGUGGCGCCUUCACCGCUCUCAUCCAGCGUAGUGGCAAGAAUCCCACGGAACUAUUUGGCGGCUUUGCCGGGGCAGGUGGCAAUCACUUUGCCCCCGGCGGACAUAGCUUUAAUCCAGCUCUGGCCGCCCAGCUGUUCCUGCAAAGUCCACUCCUACCGCAAUCGAGUCAGUGGCUGUAUACCCAGCUAUAUGGCAGCUACAGUGAUCUUCCCUGGCUGAGAAACGCAGCAGCUGCAGCGGCUGCCAACAUCAAUCCGAAUCAAGAGAAUCCCGGAGUGCCGCCUCUGAGUAGCAAUCCCGAUCACGAUGGCGUUAAUUUGAUCAAGCGAUGUGUCACUUUGAUAACCCACAAUCCGCCGGAUGCCGAGAAUGCCAAUCCGAAUGCCUCGCCACCGGUCAGCUCAACCAGGCGAUCCCCGUCGCCGGUGGAAACCAUAGAUCUGGAUGAUGUCAGUACCACCUCGAGGUCGGCCAGUGGGUCAAGUGGUCUUGGUGGUGGUGCUGGAGGACCGAUCAGGACGCGAACUCCCAAACCGUCGGCUGAUGUCUGGCGUCCUUACUAG
Messenger RNA from Drosophila eugracilis, 2538 nucleotides. It is a transcript of the gene RunxB, whose product is annotated as myosin-G heavy chain. Gene Ontology annotation, molecular function: RNA polymerase II cis-regulatory region sequence-specific DNA binding; ATP binding; DNA-binding transcription factor activity, RNA polymerase II-specific. NCBI's taxonomy places the organism in Eukaryota, Metazoa, Arthropoda, Insecta, Diptera, Drosophilidae. Gene Ontology annotation, cellular component: nucleus. Gene Ontology annotation, biological process: regulation of DNA-templated transcription. The record is from RefSeq and is a predicted model, not a curated record. Bases 553 to 2538 code for a protein of 661 amino acids. The transcript has 6 exons.